Messenger RNA from Maniola jurtina (meadow brown), 2212 nucleotides. RefSeq names its product UDP-glucuronic acid decarboxylase 1 (gene Uxs). The transcript is spliced from 9 exons. The record is from RefSeq and is a predicted model, not a curated record. Gene Ontology annotation, cellular component: cytoplasm. Gene Ontology annotation, molecular function: UDP-glucuronate decarboxylase activity; NAD+ binding. Lineage: Eukaryota; Metazoa; Arthropoda; Insecta; Lepidoptera; Nymphalidae. Bases 170 to 1528 code for a protein of 452 amino acids. Gene Ontology annotation, biological process: D-xylose metabolic process.
GAUCUAUGUUAAUAGUCUGUGAUCUUAUUAUUUUGGAAAUUUGGAGUCGUUUUACAAGAAUUUCAUUACCUCGAGUUAAAUGUAUAAAUUCAGUUUUGUUAUCGAAAUAUUACCGAUAUUUUGAACGGAAAUGUGAGCCAACAUAACACAUAAAUCAACCUUUUCAGACAUGAUAAGGCAAUCAUUAAAAUUCCGAAAGACUGUUACCAUCGUUUGUGUUUUAUCAUUAAUUAUCUUUAUAUUUCUUAUCCUUAGGCAAGACAAAUUAAAUAAAUCUGAUGUUGGGGGAUCACACCAAAGAAUAGACAAUGAUUUACAGUUUGUAGGGUACAGAGAUUUCAAUAAAAUGCCAAAGAUGGAUGAUCAUAAUGUUCCACAGAGAGACUCAGACAUGGAGACAAAUAGAGAUGACAAUGAAGCUAAACGAGAGCUUCAAGAGGCUAAGGUUCGACUAGCACAGUUAGAGAAAAAAAUUGCUAUACUAGAAGGAAGAAUCCCUCAGAAAUAUCCUGAUGUUAAAUAUCUGGGAUACAAAGAAAGAAAAAGGAUAUUGGUAACAGGUGGUGCUGGAUUUGUUGGUUCUCACCUUGUAGAUGUUCUAAUGACACAGGGCCAUGAGGUGAUUGUGGUUGACAACUUCUUCACAGGAAGGAAAAGAAAUGUUGAGCAUUGGUUUGGCCACAGAAACUUUGAAAUGAUACACCAUGAUAUUGUAAACCCUUUGUAUGUUGAGGCAGAUGAAAUAUACCACUUAGCUAGUCCAGCAAGCCCACCACACUAUAUGCAGAAUCCUGUUAAAACUAUUAAAACAAACACAUUGGGAACCAUCAAUAUGCUUGGACUGGCAAGGAGGGUUGGAGCUAAGAUUUUGAUAGCAAGCACUUCUGAAGUUUAUGGUGACCCUAUGGUGCAUCCACAGCCUGAAUCUUAUUGGGGACAUGUCAAUCCUAUAGGACCAAGGGCUUGUUACGAUGAAGGCAAGAGAGUGGCAGAGACAUUGGCGUAUUCUUAUGCCAAACAAGAAAAGGUUAAUGUGAGGGUGGCUAGGAUAUUUAAUACUUACGGACCAAGGAUGCAUGCCUCGGAUGGACGGGUUGUGUCCAACUUCAUCAUGCAAGCUAUACAAAAUCUGACUAUUACCGUUUAUGGCAAUGGAAAACAGACGCGAUCAUUUUGCUACGUAUCAGAUCUAGUGGACGGCCUUCUAGCAUUGAUGGCGUCUAGUUAUAACUUACCUGUAAAUAUUGGAAACCCUGUAGAACAUACAAUAGAAGAAUUCGCAGUAAUAAUCAAGAAUCUAGUCCCCGGGUGUCGCAGCACGGUGGCGACGGGCGCCGCGGUGGAGGACGACCCGCAGCGUCGCCGCCCCGACAUCACGCUCGCAGAGACACAUCUCAAGUGGAAGCCGAAGGUGUCCUUACAAGAUGGGCUACAAAGGACAAUUGAGUACUUCAAAGAAGAACUGUCGAGGACGACGUUCUACAACAACCAGACGUACAUGGAUGUUAAAGUGAAAUCGCCUCACUGAAAAAAGUAGUUGUACAAGUAUCUGAAUCCUCUAUGAAUGUGAUAUUAGCAUAAGGACGCUAAAUGAAUGACUGUAUUGUGUAUUUGGAGCCUGAAUACUGAAAUGCUUACUAAAAUUUAAGUAGUGUUUAUAGUUUGUGUUUUUGGAAUUUUGUUUAUAUCAAUUCUUGUUUCAUAAAUAUUAUUUAAUAUUGGAGAUGCUCUUAGAAAUGAAUUGGCGUUUACGCAUUCAGCUCAAUUCAGCUGUAUGAAAAGAUCAGGUGACGUGCGGGGCGCCCGCCCGCCUCAUAUCCCAAUUGCCAUGUCGACCUGCCACGUACUAACGGUGUUGGUUAAGAAAGUGCACGGAAUUUCACUACAAUGUGGCCUAUGGAAACGUGAGAGUGCCAUACCUGUGGAUAAGACGUUGAAAAUAAAUUAUGCGCUUACUGUCUCAAUAAAAAUCGUGCCGGGAUUACGCCAUCCGAUCCUAUGGUAUGCAACUGUAGACAGAAAUGCCAAUAGUCCAAAUCACUACUUGUUUCUCUUUUGAUCCAUAGCAAAAGCACAAAGUAAUAACGCUAUUAAAUAAUUUUGUUGUUUUUAACAAUAACUCCUUACGUUAACUCCACUAUUCGCAUUAUAGAAGCAGGCGUUAUUUUGCGGAAGUCCAUGAUAUCCGAUAUAAAAGCUUAAUUUGCUAUAA